Messenger RNA from Heterobasidion irregulare TC 32-1, 1481 nucleotides. RefSeq lists its product as uncharacterized. Lineage: Eukaryota; Fungi; Basidiomycota; Agaricomycetes; Russulales; Bondarzewiaceae. The record is from RefSeq and is a predicted model, not a curated record. The coding region runs from base 92 to 1333 and encodes 413 amino acids. Gene Ontology annotation, molecular function: ribosome binding. The transcript has 6 exons. Gene Ontology annotation, biological process: intracellular monoatomic cation homeostasis. Gene Ontology annotation, cellular component: mitochondrial inner membrane.
AACGGUCAUACCAGACUUUCUCUUCACACCAACAUCCACGCCCAACGAUCUUCCUCUUCCGCUGGAAAUUUGGCUCGACCGCAGCGCUUGCAUGAUCCGGUCAAUAGGUAGAAAUGGCGCAGUUGAGAGGUCUCUCGCGACGCAACGUCGUGGUUCUCUCUUUGUACACAGGCAAUUUCGCGGGCAUGUCGUUGGCUAUGAUGUCUCCCUGACCACAGGCAUCUACUCACCCGGCGCGCUUACCCACCCUCAUUUCGCUCGCCUGCUUUCGUCAUCUACCCAGCCGCCUAUUGUCCAGAAAUCUCCUCCCGCUACGCCAUCGCAGCCUGCCUCGCUUUUACCUACGUCACGGAAACCAAAGGUCGAGCUCAGGCCCGGUCCCAUCAAGCCUGCAGCGAAAUCCAGCACACGCUCGGAUUUGAAUACGCCCUCGGUCUCCUCGAAGUUGCCGACUUCCUCAACUCAACAGUCCACCACUUCUUCGACACCUGCCCCUUCGACCUCGUCGUCGAUUCUUGAGACGACACGGCAAGACUUGAUUCAUGCGCACACACAUGGCAUUAUCCCCCCACCGCCGCCAGAUGCAGGCCGCGUCCAGAGGAUGUGGCACCAGCUGAAGGAGAUAUUUAAAUUUUAUGUGCGAGGGAUGAAGAUGGUCAACACACACCGCGUACAGGCGAACGAGAUGCGCCAGCGAGUUAAAUCGGGUGGUCCACCUCUGUCGCGCUGGGAAUCGCGCUUCGUGGCCACGUCUCAGACAGAUCUUCUUAAACUUGUACCCUUCGUCCUGAUCGUCUUGAUUGCUGAGGAGGUUAUACCCCUUAUCGUCUUAUACGUACCCUCCAUGCUCCCAUCAACGUGCAUCAUGCCUUCGCAGCGCGAACGUAUCGAGAACAAGCGGCGGGACAAGCAGCGCGUAUUCGUGGAGACCAUGCAGGAUGAGUUGGCGAUGAUAAGCAAGGUCAGCCCGAUACACGUAGCCCUGUCGUCUGUCACAGGGAGUACCCCUCUACUUGCGCUGUGUGGUGUGUUUUCCUUGUCGACAAUGGGACCACCGUUUAUGCGCCGGCGGCGGUUGCAACGACAUCUUCGGGCUAUCGCCGCUGACGAUGCCCUCCUCAAACAGGAGGGUAUGGGCGAUCGGUUGACCCAUCCAGAACUUCUUGAAGCUCUCGAGCAGCGCGGAAUUGUCACUGCCGGUGCCAAGCUGCCCGCCUUGAAGUCGAGUCUGCGGUGGUGGUUAGAAAACGUUGACAAGAAUGACGAGGGAGAUUCCAUCGGCCGGCGCAUCGCACUCGCCGCAAGGAGUGCUGGUGUGAGCAGCAAAGCAUGAUUCAUGCUUGCUCUGCGUUUCAUUUGUAGGGUCGCUUGAUUGUAGCGGGCGUAAAGUCGACAGAUAUAGAUCAUACAUGACAGUUAUUAUUUAAUGUAUAUUGCACGCUCACAUUACUCAUCUCUAUCGUCCGGACUGUCUUGAGAAC